This is a messenger RNA of Phytophthora sojae, 297 nucleotides long. RefSeq lists its product as hypothetical. The transcript has a single exon. The coding region runs from base 1 to 297 and encodes 98 amino acids. Lineage: Eukaryota; Oomycota; Peronosporomycetes; Peronosporales; Peronosporaceae. The record is from RefSeq and is a predicted model, not a curated record.
AUGUACGCGAAGACUUACCCGUCAUUGAAUCCUGUGGCGGAUCCUGCUGCCCGACAGCGCCUGAUGCAUGCAACUGCGCCGCCAGUUAUCUGUGGGACCCAAGUCGACGAGGAGCUGCUCUUCGCCGCCAUGAUGGAGCGCCAGCUACGCCAAGUGGAGUCCCAACGCGGCUUCGUGACCCGCCACGAAGUGCUGGCUGCCAUCGUCCGCGAACAGGCCAUCCUGGCCGAGCAUGCAGCAGCGGAGUACCCGUCGACGUUUGCGGCGGUUGUCACGCCCGGAGUGAAUCUGCAGUAA